AUGGUGCACAUAGAGUUCCCCAAGAUCGAAGUGAGGUAUGAGGACCUGACGGUGGACGCGUAUGUGCAUGUCAGCAGCAGGGCGCUGCCCACCAUCCCCAACUUCAUAUGCAACAUGAUAGAGGCAUUUCUGAGUCACCUGAGAAUCUACAGAGGGGGAAGAAUGAAGUUACCUAUAUUGGACAACAUUAAUGGGAUUAUUCGCCCAUCAAGAAUGACACUGCUUUUGGGCCCUCCAAGUUCCGGGAAGACCACCUUGCUUUUAGCACUUGUCGGUCGACUUGGUCCUGGACUAAAGAUGUCUGGGAGCAUUACUUACAACAGCCACCAUCUAAAUGAAUUUGUGCCUCAAAGAACAUCUGCUUAUGUAAGUCAGCAAGACUGGCAUGCUUCAGAGAUGACCGUCAGAGAAACCCUGGAGUUUGCUGGGUGCUGUCAGGGUGUUGGUAUAAAGUAUAAUAUGCUCGUUGAACUUCUGAGGAAAGAAAACAAUGUUGGGAUCAAGCCUGAUGAGGACCUUGAUGUAUUCAUGAAGGUAUGA
Messenger RNA from Triticum aestivum (bread wheat), 540 nucleotides. RefSeq names its product ABC transporter G family member 31-like. The coding region runs from base 1 to 540 and encodes 179 amino acids. Gene Ontology annotation, molecular function: ATP hydrolysis activity; ATP binding. Lineage: Eukaryota; Viridiplantae; Streptophyta; Magnoliopsida; Poales; Poaceae. The record is from RefSeq and is a predicted model, not a curated record. The transcript has 5 exons.